Messenger RNA from Paracoccidioides lutzii Pb01, 483 nucleotides. RefSeq lists its product as hypothetical. The record is from RefSeq and is a predicted model, not a curated record. The transcript has 2 exons. Bases 1 to 483 code for a protein of 160 amino acids. Gene Ontology annotation, cellular component: mitochondrion.
AUGGUUGCAAGCACAACAACGUCCACAGACACCGCCACCACAACUCCGCCAACCCCCGCCUCUCAACCAUCGCCUCCAAACAUUAAUAUACGGAAUCCCCUACCUCUAUCAGCUUCGCAGGAAGCGCAAGUCAGAGAUCUAUACUAUAAGCGGGUAAGGGGCUAUUGCGCGGCAGAGAUCAAAGAAUUUGCUGCCUGCGCCAUAAACCGCACCAUAACCGCAACAUGGGUAUGUCGCAAGCAGCGCCUUGCCAUGAACGCCUGCAUGGUUGAGCACGCCAAGCCCGAAGAGGAGGAUCGCGCUCGCGAAGAGUGGUUUGCCGGUCGUGAGGAGCGGAGGAGAGCUCGCGAGUUGCAGAGUAAGAAGAUUGAGGAGCAGCGGAGGGAGGUUUUGCAGAUGAUGAGGGAUGAUGAGGAGAGGAGGAGAGAGGCGACGGCUGAAGGGGCGGCGGCUAAUGGGAAAGGGAAAGGGUGGUUUGGAUAG